AGUAUCUACUUUGUAUUUCUUUUUGAAUUCAGUUCUCGCAUCCUCUAUUUCUUGUUCUCUCUCAUCUCAAUCUCUGAUCUUUACAGUCAAAUCUCGGCCAAAAAAGUCAGUUUUCGAGCGACCCUUCUUGAUUCAAAUCCUAUGGAGACCCCAUCAUCAACCAGAAGAGUCACAAGGUCACAGGCUUCGGCUGCUUUAAACAGCGACAACAACAGCAUUCCCCUCUCAAGGAAAAUUGAAGAUUCUGGAAAGGUUCUCUCAAAAUCAAGGCAAAGAAAUGUGAAACAAGAUCGGUCUGUGCUGAUCGAUAUAACGAAUGAUUCUCCGAUAGUUGGGCUUGCGAUGGGGAGCUUGGAGACCCCAUCAUCAGCCAUAGCCAAGCAAAGGAGCAAUCGAGCCAAGAACAAGACGCCUGGGUCCGGAGAGGCCUUGCUUAGGGGUCAAGUCAAGACCCUCUUGCAGAGAGUGGAGGAAGAGGCCGAGCUUUCGAAGCUCUCGCUGGAAAGCCGUUCCUUUCUUCAUCUCCAAGGGUUUGUCAACUCACCGACCGGACUUCUUGCCCCAACCCCCGCGAACACACCCCAGCUCUCGAAUCUCUCCGGCAACAUCAACAGUGGUUUGGCUUCGGCAGUGCCUUCUCCAGUUGUCGAAGAACAAUUGAUUUCUCAGGUGGUGAGUAACAUCUUCGAUGGAAAGAAGCUGGAUUUUUCUGAGAAAUCCGAAAGCCCUGAUUCAUCAGACUCCUCUGUGCUGACUUACGAAGCAGAAGCAGGAGCAGGAGGGAGCUAUUGCAAAGAGAAGUCGUCCGCAGAAGAUGAUGAUGCUUCUGUUUGGUCUAUCCAGGUUAAUGCAAGCACCCGUGAUGAAGACGAGGAAGAAGUACUUGAAGAAGAAGACUACUAUGAUGAAGAAGCCGAUGAAAUUGAAGAAGAGGAGGAGGAGGAGGAGGAUGGAGGAUUGGUUGAUGAACUGUGCGAGGGCAUUAGCAAGAUUUUUGUGGAUGAGAAGAGAGAGGCUCCCAAGUUUGCUGGAAAGCACACAAGGUUUGUUUACGACAGUGAUGAUGAGCUUAUUAUUGGAGAGGAAGAGGGGCGCGCAGAGAUUGAAGGUUCUGGCGGCGUUUCACCAAGUGUCUUGCGGUUGAAGGGCUUGCCCACCCCAAAAGGGAAGCACCUGCGUUUUCCUGUCCAGGCCGAAGAGGAAGAAUAAGACAACUGAAUUUCCUCUAGUUUUCCUGUGUGAUAUGAUGAUGUUUGGUUGUCUCUCUUGACGACACCAUUAUCUUUGGGAUAUUUCUAGCUUUUUUUCUUCUUUUCGUUUUGGGAUUUGGGUGGGUAAAAAAGUUCACUACGAAAGUGACUGACAGAGAAGCUGUUCAUGACCACUUUAUGGUCGAAUUUUCAAAUAAUACAUUGAUUUGAUGAA
Messenger RNA from Alnus glutinosa, 1425 nucleotides. RefSeq lists its product as uncharacterized. The record is from RefSeq and is a predicted model, not a curated record. Bases 142 to 1209 code for a protein of 355 amino acids. NCBI's taxonomy places the organism in Eukaryota, Viridiplantae, Streptophyta, Magnoliopsida, Fagales, Betulaceae. The transcript has 3 exons.